AUGGAUGAAGUCGAAGAUAGUCGUUUCAAUUACAAUUUUCCACCUGAAAUUGAUGGUUAUAAAAUUGCUCAAGGUAAUAAAAUGGUAGCGAGAGGCGCAAUUUUAUUUUUUUUGGGAAUUUCAACCGGUGUUGCUCUAUCAAGGGUGAUCCCCAUCUUAACAUACACCGUUUGGAAACUUGACACUUAUAAUAUAACUUGCGAAGAAAUUUUUCCGUUCUUAUUAAGAACGCCGUUUCCUACAACAUCAACACUGGGCUGUGUGGGAGCGAUUAAUUAUAUUAACGUUAUUAUUAUCGCUUAUGCGUAUCAAAUGAUAUGUUGUGAUGUUAUGUACGUUGCCUGCUUAAUUUGCUUAAAAUCGCAUAUGAGCAUAUUAAAGAAAGGCUUUGAAACGAUCCGUAUAAGAUGUCUAAGAGAAUUGAACUUAAAAUUGGAUUCCAGGGAACAUUUAAAUGAUUCCGACAUCAAGGAACUUGUUGAUAUGAUGAAUUUCGAAAUGAAAAAGUGCACGUUACAUUUACAAUCGAUAAUCAAUGCGCAGGGCAUCNUGAGCAUAUUAAAGAAAGGCUUUGAAACGAUCCGUAUAAGAUGUCUAAGAGAAUUGAACUUAAAAUUGGAUUCCAGGGAACAUUUAAAUGAUUCCGACAUCAAGGAACUUGUUGAUAUGAUGAAUUUCGAAAUGAAAAAGUGCACGUUACAUUUACAAUCGAUAAUCAAAAACAUUCAAGUAAUAGAAGAAAUCUACAACAAAAUAAUUCUUAUGCAAGUUUUAACAGUCGUUUUUAUGAUGGUUUGUUGUCUUUAUAUGAUGUCAACGGUUAGCAUAUUUUCAACAACUUUUGCAGCUCAAAUUAUUUAUUUAGUUGCAUUAGCAACUCAAGUUACAUUGUAUUGUUGGUUUGGUAAUGAAAUUACUGUUGCUGGUUCAGAAAUACCAACGAGUAUUUAUCAAAGUGACUGGUUAUCCACAACAACUGGUUUUAAAAGAAGUAUGAUGAUUAAUAUGUUGCGUUUAAAUAGAGAUAUUCAUCUUACAGUUGGGAAAUUUACUCCUCUAACAAUUGCAACAUUAGUUAGUAUUUUUAGAGGAUCUUAUUCCUAUUUUGCUGUCUUGAAGAAUGUGGAGAAUUAAAAAUUAAAAAGACAUAGCUUAAAGAAUAUAUUUAGGUGAAACUAAUUUUUGGUGAACACAAUAAAUAGAUACAUACACUU
Molecule: messenger RNA, 1214 nt
Organism: Onthophagus taurus
Lineage: Eukaryota; Metazoa; Arthropoda; Insecta; Coleoptera; Scarabaeidae
Source: RefSeq, a predicted model, not a curated record